This is a messenger RNA of Puntigrus tetrazona (Sumatra barb), 1952 nucleotides long. It is a transcript of the gene bbs1, whose product is annotated as Bardet-Biedl syndrome 1. The transcript is spliced from 17 exons. The record is from RefSeq and is a predicted model, not a curated record. Gene Ontology annotation, molecular function: patched binding; smoothened binding. Gene Ontology annotation, cellular component: centrosome; BBSome; axoneme. Bases 136 to 1902 code for a protein of 588 amino acids. NCBI's taxonomy places the organism in Eukaryota, Metazoa, Chordata, Actinopteri, Cypriniformes, Cyprinidae. Gene Ontology annotation, biological process: non-motile cilium assembly; protein localization to cilium.
CGCUGGAGUGGUUGCCAUAGGAACGAGGAAAGCCGAUCUCAGGAUUACAGCAGACAGUCCAAGCAGUUUGAUUAUCGCAGCCUAAAAUCGUUAACAAAGAGCAUUUGAUAUCAGAUAUCAAAUAUCAUAUCCGUCAUGUCCUCUGUUUCCCAGGAGCUGAAAGACACUUCAGCGGCCAGCUCCAAAUGGCUUGACGCUCACUACGACCCAGUCGCCAAUCUGUACACCUUUUCUUCUUGCAUUGCUCUUUCGGAUUUGCACGGGGAUGGCGAGAAUAAGCUGGUGGUGGGUGAUCUCGGCACAGGAGUGUGUAACAUGAAGCUAAAGGUGUACCGUGGUACUGGUCUUUUGAGUGAAAGCACCCUGCUGGACCUGCCCACUGGCCUGGUUUCCUUUCUCAUGGACCUGCAUGAGCCACGAACGCCAGCCAUCGCGGUGGCCUCCGGACCCUUCAUCUACGUCUACAAGAACCUGAGGCCCUACUUCAAGUUCACGCUGCCUAGUCUGGAGGUGAACCCUCUGGAGCAAGAUGUCUGGAGUCAGGCAAAGGAGGACAUGAUUGAUCCAAUGACGCUUAAAGAAAUGCUAGAAGGUUUAAGGAACAAAGCAGAAAUUCCACUCUCUGUCAGAUCACUACGGUUCCUCAUGCUUGAGCCACAGGAAAUGGAGAAUUUCGUUCAUCUUCAUAAAGAACAACCUAUACGAAGACAGACGGUCAUUACCUGUAUAGGGACGCUGAAGAAGAACAUGGCAGAUGAGGAUGCAGUUAGCUGCCUGGUGAUUGGCGCAGAAAACGGUGACGUUUACAUACUAGACCCCGAGGCCUUUACCAUCCUCUACAAGAUGACACUUCCCAGUACGCCUACCCUGAUGGACGUAACGGGUCAGUUUGACGUGGAGUUCCGUAUCACUGUGGCAUGUCGCAACGGCAACAUCUACAUAUUACGCAGGGAUUCCCCGAAGCCCAAGUACUGCAUUGAACUGUCCUCUCACCCAGUGGGACUGGUGAGGAUGGGAAAGAAUGUAGUUGUAGGAUGUACUCAUGAGACACUGCACGGUUACACCCAAAAGGGGAAGAAGCUGUGGACCGCUUAUUUGCCAGCCCCCGUUACCACCAUGGCACUGAUGGAGCUUCCCACACGGGGAUUCCAGGCUGUGCUGGUGGGUCUGGCCAACUGUGAAGUACACAUGUACAGAGACAAAAAUCUGGUCAGCACCAUCAAGACACCAGACGUAGUGACAAGCAUUUGUUUCGGACGUUAUGGACGGGAAGACGGCACGCUCAUAAUGACCACCAAAGGAGGAGGUUUGAUCGUGAAGAUCCUCAAGAGGACGGCUGUGUUUGACGACAGGGACUCGGCCCCUGGACCUCCGAUAGCCCAGAGCAUUCGUUUGAAUGUGCCCAAGAAGACCAAGCUCUACGUGGACCAGACACUGAGAGAACGCGAAAAUGCAGUCGCCAUGCACCGAGCUUUUCAGAUGGACCUGAGCAGGCUGCGUCUCGCUGCAGCACGGGCCUACGUCAAAGCUCUGGAGUCCAGCCUCACGCCCAUGUCGGCGAGUCUGACCGAGCCCCUCAAGAUGAACGCCGUGGUUCAAGGGUUGGGUCCGUCCUUCAAGCUCACGCUGAACAUCCAGAACACUGCAGCGUGUCGUCCGGUCAUGAACCUAGCCAUCAGUUUUCUGUACGAUGAAAACUUAUACAGCAUGAAGACGGCCUUUUUCAAGAUCCCCCUGCUGGUUCCAGGGCUGAAUUACCCCAUUGACACUUUUGUUGAGUGCUUGAGUGACAAAGGCAUCUCUGACAUCAUCAAAGUGUUUGUGCUGAGGGAAGGAAAGAGUGCUCCUCUCCUCACCGCCCACAUCAACAUGCCUGUGAGUGAAGGACUGGCACUGAACUGAGAGCCAAUCACAAACUUCUAGCUGAGCUUCACAGGCGUCUUCGACUCUCG